AUGUCACUUUUACGAAAGACUGACUGCCACCCUGGAAAAGUUCAGAUGUGUACAGCUACAGAGGAAAUAUGUACUGAAAAUCUGGCAGGAUUGAGGAGCUCAGAGAAAGGAAAUGAAAGCACCACCACAGCCAAAAGGGUUGGUUCAGGAGAGAUCAUCAGGCCACUAGUUUUCCGGCUACAUGAUAGCGUUCCUGCAUUGGUCCGUGAGAUUUUACUGGAAUGUGGCUGGGUUGAGUAUGAUGAGCACGAGCAAGAUAAUGAGGACUGGAAUCUAUACUGGCAGAAUCAUCCUUUCCGGAUGACAGAGCACCGGGGCAUUAAACCAUGGCAGAGGCUCAAUCAUCACCCAGAAACGAUCAGGAUCACCAGGAAAGACUAUUUGGCAAGACACCUGAAACGCAUGAAAGGAAUUUAUGGAACAGCUCUCUACGAGUUCAGUCCAGCAGCUUUCAUCAUGCCCAAUGACUACAUCAAAUUCAUAACAGAGUACACCAAGGAGAGGCAAACGCCAGGCAAAAAGCUGAGUUACUGGAUCUGCAAGCCUGUCGACAGGUCUCGUGGAAGGGGCAUCCUAAUUUUUCAGGACAUUAAAGACUUUGUUUAUGACUGCAUGGUCAUUGUGCAGAAGUACAUCAGCAACCCCUUGCUUAUUUCUGGGUACAAGUGGGAUCUCCGUCUUUACGUCUGUGUCACAAGUUUCUGUCCCCUCACUAUUUAUACCUACGAAGAAGGGCUGGUGAGGUUUGCCACAGAGAAGUUUGACCUCGAAUGCCUAGACAAUGUUUAUGCCCACUUGACAAACACCAGCAUCAAUAAAUUUGGACCCUCAUACACCAAGGAUAAAGAUGUCAUUGGCUCUGGUUGCAAAUGGACUUUUAGCCGUUUCCGGGCCUACCUACGUAGCCGCAAUGUGGAUGACCUGCGCUUGUGGAAGAGGAUCAACCACAUUGUCACACUUACCUUGCUCGCCAUCACCCCGUCCGUACCAUUUACCUCAAAUUGCUUUGAGCUCUUUGGAUUUGACAUUCUGGUUGACGACAAGUUGAAGCCCUGGCUUCUGGAAGUGAAUCACAGCCCAGGCUUGCGUUUGGACUGUGCCACUGACGCAACUGUGAAAAGGAGUUUGCUCCAUGACGUCAUCGACCUGCUAAACUACAAGGAGGCCGACACUUUGAGGAAAAACAAAGGGGUCAACCGGAAGUUUUCAUGCUUUAGCCAAACCAGCUGUCUGUUGACUACCCAGGCAGAGGUCUCGCUGGACUUCAUGACUUGUGGAAAGGGGAUUAAGUCUGCAGCCACUUCCCCUUCCCCGUCACUCCUGAAGAUUAAUAAAAGCACCCCAUCCUUUGGCAGGACAGCCAGUGCAUACCCAAAGAAAACCUUGACCUCGCAGCUGCGUGAGAGGAUGAACAUGCCGAAAACGCCCCUGCCAUCAAAGCCAUCCCCUAAAAGCAAGCAGACCUUAAGAACUAGUUCCUCUCUCUGUGAGCCUGUUCACUCUACCUGCUGGUUUCACUCGCCUGAGCUCUAUGCCCAUAAGCCAUCUAUCCCUCCAUACUUUCUCUCAGAUAAAGACAAAAAGCCAUUCCCCCGAGUAGGUGACUUUGUCCUCAUAUUUCCUUUCAAUGAUGCGACACUCGAAGCAUCUAGGAAUGGGAUAAAUGUCAAAAAUGUAAUACAAGAAAUGCACAAAUUAAGGAGCAAAGAAUUGCAACCAGAACACCAGAAAUUAAAUAAAAACUUAUUUAAUCUGUAG
Messenger RNA from Elgaria multicarinata webbii, 1758 nucleotides. RefSeq names its product tubulin tyrosine ligase like 2 (gene TTLL2). Gene Ontology annotation, molecular function: tubulin binding; tubulin-glutamic acid ligase activity. Lineage: Eukaryota; Metazoa; Chordata; Lepidosauria; Squamata; Anguidae. The record is from RefSeq and is a predicted model, not a curated record. The transcript has 3 exons. Gene Ontology annotation, biological process: microtubule cytoskeleton organization; protein polyglutamylation. Bases 1 to 1758 code for a protein of 585 amino acids. Gene Ontology annotation, cellular component: cilium.